This is a messenger RNA of Paramormyrops kingsleyae, 12445 nucleotides long. Its product is annotated as nucleosome-remodeling factor subunit BPTF. Gene Ontology annotation, cellular component: NURF complex. Lineage: Eukaryota; Metazoa; Chordata; Actinopteri; Osteoglossiformes; Mormyridae. The record is from RefSeq and is a predicted model, not a curated record. Gene Ontology annotation, biological process: regulation of transcription by RNA polymerase II. Gene Ontology annotation, molecular function: RNA polymerase II cis-regulatory region sequence-specific DNA binding.
AACAACGCGUGGCCGCAAGUGAGCGAUCGUGCAAACAUGAAUUUUUCUAUGCAAACACGAGCAUAUCGUCGGCGAAAAUGCUAAGCCGUUUAGCUUUCAUUGUAGAGUGACGGUCACGUGAUCGCCGUAGAAGGCCUGCUGUCUGUUUUCAGUAGAGGGAGAGAGAGGAAGAAAAAUGGCGACUAGAGGCGACCCGGAGCGGGACGCCGGCCGUUCGCAUUAAGCUUUCUCUCGCUUGUUAAGUCUGGGGCUGAGUGGAACUACUUCUCAUAUAUCUACCGACUUUCGGCUUUUAGGCGGUGCCCGUUUUCCCGGGUUUUCGUGGGUGAAUUCCGCGCGAAAACUGAAAUUGGAAAUAAUACAUUUGUAUCUAUAUAAUGAGGGGGAGAAGAGGCAGGCCGCCCAAACAGGCGCUGAUGCAGGAGCCUUCUCCCGGGCUAGUCCGCGGUUUGAGACCCCGGCGAGGACUACGCGCAAGAGGGAGAGGUGCAGUAGAGGUCGAAAUUCUGACUCCCAGGAGGGGAAAUUACCAUUCAUCUAGAGGCAGGAGAAAAAUGGGAUCAACUACGGCAUCAGGAGGUAGAGGAAGAGGCAGGAUUGGUAGCAGAGGUAGAGGGAGACGGACGAGUAACAAGGUGGUUUACGAUGACCAUGAGAGCGAUGAAGACGAGGAUGCCGUGAGUUUGCGAUCGGAGGAAGACGAGUUUGUCCGCGAUGAUCCAUUGUCGGAUGAAGACGAAGAGGCCUUAGAAGAUGAGUCCGAUUACCUGGAGGAAAUACCCGACGAUGAUGAUGCCAGCUACUGUACGGAGAGCAGUUUUCGGAGCCAUAGUACGUACGGCAGCACUCCAGGCCGGCGGAGGACACGGGUACAUCGUCCACGUUCACCGAUUUUUGAGGAGAAGGAGAUCCCUCCGCUGGAGCUUCCCAAAAGCUCUGAGGACCUCAUGGUGCCCAGUGAACAGCUGCUCAACGUGGCCGCCAUCUACGAGGUGCUGCGCAACUUUGGCACCGUGCUGCGUCUAUCGCCCUUCCGCUUUGAGGACUUCUGUGCCGCACUGGCUUGCCAGGAGCAGUGUACGCUGCUGGCAGAGACUCACAUCUCCCUCUUGAAGGCCAUCCUUCGUGAGGAGGACACUUCUAAUACCACCUUCGGCCCGGCUGACUUGAAGGACAGCGUCAACUCCACACUGUACUUCAUCGAUGGCAUGACUUGGCCGGAGGUGGUGCGUGCCUACUGCGAAAGCGACAGCGAGUACCACCACGUUCUACCAUUCCAGGAGGGUGAGGACUAUCCGUUUGGGCCUCUGGAAAGCAAGAUCAAGGUUCUCCAGUUCCUGGUGGAUCAAUUCCUCACCACCAACAUCGCCCGUGAGGAGCUGAUGUCUGAGGGUGUGGUGCAGUAUGACGACCACUGUCGCGUGUGCCACAAGCUGGGUGACCUGCUGUGCUGCGAGACCUGCUCUGCCGUCUACCACCUAGAAUGUGUGAAGCCGCCGCUGGAGGAGGUGCCAGAGGACGAGUGGCAGUGCGAGAUUUGUGUAGCCCACAAGGUGCCGGGCAUCAUGGACUCUGUGACCGAGAGCCAAAAAAGCAGGCCUUACAUUCGACAAGAGCCCAUUGGCUAUGACCGGCAUCGGCGGAAAUACUGGUUCCUAAACAGGAGAAUCAUAGUUGAGGAAGAUGGUGAGCAUGAGCAUAAGGCCAUAUGGUACUACAGUACCAAGGUCCAACUGGCUGAGCUCAUGGACUACUUGGACAAAGAGUACUGGGAGACGGACCUGUAUGAGACCCUAGAGGAGAUAAGAGAGGAGGUCCAUACCCACAUGGACAUCACAGAAGAUCUCACCAACAAAGCACGGGGUAGCAAUAAGUGCUUUCUGGCGGCAGCUAACGAGGAGAUCCUGGAGCGGCUGAAGGCCAAACAGGAGGCGGAGCUGGAGGAGGUGAAGCGCAAGGCAGCGGAGGAAGCUGAGAAGACGAGACGGGAGUCGGGGCUCACUGGACCGGCCCAGUCGGAGAAGACUGAGGAGACGCACGUCAUGGACAAAUCCCUCGAGCGGGAUGAUGAGCAGAAGAACCAGGCAGCUAAGGAGGAGCAGCCCAUACCAGCAGAAGCACCCCCUACUGGAGAGGGAAGCAACAGCUCAAUAGGGCUGAAGCCCCAGUCGCCGUCCCCAGACAGCGUCCUCCUUUCAGCUGCUGAGUACACUAGUCCCACUGAAGGGGCCCUGGCUGGUCCCGCCGUGUGCGCCGAGAUGGCCAAGGAGGGGCCAGCCGCGCGAGAGCUUGUGCAGGAGCCGGCAGAUCAGAAUUCGGAGCCUGGGUCCCACAGCGAAGAAGGGGUCCCAACGCUAAGCCAGCCCCUGCAGGCUGGAGAGGAGAGCAGCGGCAGUCAGACGUCUGUCUCUGAGGCCUCCAAGGUCCCUGAGGAGCCAGACGUAUCAGACAAAUCUUCCCAGUUGUCUGUCACCAGCCAGGAUGAUAUGGGUGAGGGGAAAGAGAAGGCCAGCGGUGAUGGAGUGGGCGUGGCCCGGGGGGCGUCCGCUGCCACACGCAUGGUGACACGCCUACGCAACCCUGACAGCAAGCUGAGCCAGCUCAAGAGCCAGCAGGUGGCUGCCGCCGUGCACGAGGCCAACAAAGGAUUCAGGGAGGGCAAGGAGGUCCUGGUGGUGAACACCCAGGGAGACAUUUCCCGUCUGAGCACCAAGAAGGAGGUGGUGAUGAAGGGAAACCUCAACAAUUACUUCAAACUGGGCCAGGAGGGCAAAUAUCGCGUCUACCUCAACCAGUACAGCACCAACACCCUGGCACUCAACAAGCACCAGCACAGGGAGGACCACGACAAGCGUCGGCACCUCUCCCACAAGUUCUGCAUGACCCCUGCAGGGGAAUUCAAGUGGAACGGUUCUGUUCACGGCUCCAAGGUGCUGACCGUCUCCACGCUGAGGCUGACCAUCAUCCAGUUGGAAAAUAACAUUCCUGCCCCAUUCCUGCACCCCAACUGGGCCUCUCACAGGUCAAACUGGAUCAAAGCUGUACAGAUGUGCAGCAAGGCGCGGGAGUUCGCCCUGGCUCUGGCCAUCCUGGAGUGCGCCAUCAAACCUGUCGCUAUGCUGCCCGUGUGGAAGGAUGCGCUGGGGCACACGAGAUUACAUCGAAUGACCUCUAUUGAGCGAGAGGAAAAGGAAAAGGUGAAAAAGAGGGAACGAAAGCUGGAGGAGGAAGAAACCAUGCAGCAGGCCACCUGGGUGAAGUACCCCAUUCCCAUUAAACACCAGGUGUGGAAGCAAAAGGGAGAGGAGUACAGAGUGACUGGUUAUGGUGGAUGGAGUUGGGUCAGUAAAACCUAUGUACAGCGCUUUGUCCCAAGACUGCCCGGAAACACCAACGUCAACUAUCGGAAAGACCUCGAGGCCGCCAGAAGCGCAAAGAGAGGCAUGUCAUUGGACGUGGACAAAAAGAAAAGCCCGGAAAAAAAAAGUGUGACCACUGAAGCACAAGCGGAACGGGGUACUGUAGAGUCUUUAAAGCAAGAGAAAAGCCAGGACCUUGUGGCAGAUUUGCCUUCUACAGACAGUUCACCUACUAUAAAAGAAGUACAGCAGGAAGAGAAGAUGGACGGUACAGUGGAGGAUAAAAUGGCGAUGAUAACUGACAUCGAGACGCAGAAAAAGAUAAAUGGCAAACCACUUGGGAUGGAAAAGGAAGAGAAUCCUGAAGAAAUGGUUAUGGAAGCCAGCCUGCCAGUCUCAGACCACAAUAAUGAUAAAGGGAAAAUGGAGAGUCCUGAACCUGGGAACCUUGAAGAUGAGAUGAAAGAGGAAAGUAAGCAAGGUGAAGAAGGGAAGAAGGACACACAGGCAGAACCCUUACAGCGGCCCUUCAAUUAUGACGUUGUGAACGUCAGUGAGGGUUUCCUGCAGCGCAUAGCAUAUAAGAAGAAGGUUAAGGCCUCCAAACUGGAUGGGUUGCUGGAGCGGAGGGUUAAGCAAUUUGCCUUGGAGGAGAAGCAAAGGGUAGAGAGGCUGAAACAGCCAUCCCUCACCAAAUCAGCUGGGAAGGGUCUAACUCCGCAUUCGGUGCUAAAGCUGAAAGUUGAGGACAAACCUGCUAUAGCCACAACGGUACUUACUCCGUCUCCCAUACAGAGCAAAGGGCCUGACAAAACGGAGGUUUCCACCACCAAAGUGGGUUCUGCUCCCUUGGACAACACACCCAAAGACCCAGAAGGUACCGGAACUCAAAGUUCUGUAACGGCCAGUCAGGAAAACCAAACACACAGUCAGAAGGAAGUUGAAAAACCCUCAACGGUUCUGCCGACAGAGGCCAUUUUGAAACAGGAUGGCGAUCAACAUUCCACAGUUGAUGCUGUAACACACGGACCUUAUCUUGGGCUAGAGCAGCCCGUUAACCGGGUUCAGGGAUCGGGGGUGGCUGGUAACCUGGAUGUAACAUUGGACUCAACUUGCAAGGACCAGGCUACAGGUAUACAGGGCACACAUGAGGCUCAUGUAGUCAAGGAGCACACUGUGAUAGAAGUUGAGGGCACCAAUGCAGUCUCCUCUAGUCAGGAGGCAAGUGAGCAGCAAAACACUGGGAACAAAGUCACAUCAUCCGAUUUAUCGGAACCUCUAUCUGACAGUAGUUCUCCGACCCAGUCUAAGGAAAGUGAAUCACAGGAGAAACCCUCAGUCACACUAGACUCAAAUAAAUUUAAUUCUAAUUCUGCAGAAGAUGACACAGAAUUCAUAGAGCAGCUUUGUCACGCUGAAUUAUUCAAAAAGGAAGAGGAAAAGGGAAAAAGUCCCCAAGACAAUAUUUCAGAAAUAAAAUUAAAUGAAGACUCUAGAAAGGAGGGUCAUGAAUCAAAAGAGCAGAUGGACAUGGAUGGUAUAGCCGCUAACAGAAAAGAUGCCAAGAUUCCUGAAGAAAAGAAAAAUAACAUCUCACCUGCCCAUGUCAAUGGGAAGGACACAGCAGAGAGUAAGCUUAUGCUGGACCCCCAAGAUAGCGCUGAUCUGGGUUUGGCCAACAAUGUCGAGGCAAAGGUAAACAAUCUGGCAAAGGUGAGUGCUGAAGGGGACAUCAAAGUUCUGCCCUUGAAGGAUGCCUUGAGGCCUCUCCUGAAUGGUGACUUUGCCACUGAUGGCUCAGAGGUGAAAGAUAACAGCACGUCUUUAACUUCCUUGCCAUCCAGCCCGUCUCCUGUGGUUGACGGAGAGAAGGUCACUGUGGCAGAGCCCAACUACCUUCCACCUCAAAAGGUACCUAGGCUAGACAACAACAUUGAGACUGUUGACUCCACAGUAACGUCACCACCUUCCAUUUUAGGCUCUGCCCCUUCUGGAGACCCACAAAGGACAGAUGAGCACAAUAGUGCGGAGGCAGAGCCCAUGGAAGCUGAGCCUACUGUGCCCAAGAAAAUAAUCCCUUCCCCAGUCCUGUCUGCAGAGGAGUCCAGCCUUAGCAGUGACUUUGCAGAGGAUGGAGCCUCCUCUGAAGCCAAGCCAGACACCAGCAAGACCAUAAUCACGCAGGUGACCACCACCACCACUACCACUGUGUCCACCGAGUCUAAAACGGUACAGAUCGCAGAGGUCUCCAGUACACACAAUGGCAAACCCACUGCAGUGUCAAUGGCGGAAAGCUCGGCAGUUUCCACCCUCACCACCAUGACCAAAACCACAGUGACCAAAGUCAGCUCUCCUACACGAGCCAGUCCGGCUGACAUGGUGUCUGUGAUGGAGGAGAGCAAGACCAGGGUCACCACUACUGUGACAGACUCCUCCUCUGGUCCUGCUGGGUCCUCCGUCAGCACCAUGACCGUUAGCACAGAGUACUCUACCAGGGACAGAGUUAAGCUGCUUAAGUUCUCCCGCACUAAGAAGACACGUUCGGGCACGGCUCUCCCUUCAUACCGCAAGUUUGUUACCAAAAGCAGCAGAAAGAGCAUUUUUGUUCUCCCUAAUGAUGACCUGAGGAAGCUGGCGAGGCGAGGGGGAAUCCGGGAAGUGCCCGUCUUCAGUUACAGUGCCAAGCCUGCCUUGGAUAUCUGGCCCUAUCCUUCUCCCCGCCCUACCUUUGGCAUUACGUGGAGGUACCGACUGCAGACGGUGAAGUCCCUGGCCGGGGUCAGUCUGAUGCUUCGAUUGCUGUGGGCUUGUCUGAGGUGGGAUGACAUGGCGGUGAAGCCAUCAUCUGCAGGUGGUACCACCCGCACAGAAACUUCAGACACUGAGAUCACCACGACGGAAAUCAUCAAGCGCCGAGAUGUAGGACCAUAUGGCAUCCGGUCAGAGUACUGUAUCAGGAAGAUCAUCUGCCCAAUCGGCGUUCCCGAAACCCCUAAAGAAACACCGACACCGCAGAGAAAAGGCCUGAGGUCAAGCGCCCUGAGGCCUAAGAAGCCAGAGACUGCAAAGCAGACGGGGCCCGUGGUGAUUGAGACCUGGGUCCCUGAGGAAGAGCUGGAUCUUUGGGAGAUCAGAGCCUUUUCUGAAAGGGUCGAGAAGGAAAAAGUCCAGGCUGCAGAGCAGGCAAAGAAACGUCUGGAGCAGCAGAAGCUGGGAACCAGUGUAACCAUCGCAUCCACCCCAACCAGCAGUCCCAGCACUCCUGCCAGCGCCCCUCAGAAAGUGUUGGGGGGCACCUUCACGAGCCAGAUCACACCUAGCGGAACUAAAGUGGUGCUGGCUACCAAGAUGGGUUCUCCUGCAGUGACAUUCCAGCAGAACAAAAACUUCCAGCAAACAUUUGCUUCCUGGGUCAAACAGGGUCAGAGCAACCCAGUCUCCACUAGCCCCGUGGCCUCGGUGGCUACCAGUGUGACCACGUCCGGGCAGACCUUCCAGCUCACGGCGAGCCCAGUGACAGUGGCUGGCAAAGUCAUCACCGCUAAGCUGCCGCUGCCCGCCAACAGCAAGAUCGUCACUGUCAACGUGCCAGCCACACAAGGAGGUGUUGUACAGGUCCAGCAAAAGGUUCUGGGUAUCAUUCCAUCCAGCGCUGCAGCAGGGAACCAACAAACCUUCACUUCGCUCCAGCCCCGGACUACUACCAUCAACAUCCGCCCCAACACAUCAGCCUCGGUUGGUGGUUCUCCCUCUCCACAGCAGGUGAUCACCGCGGGAACUCCACUCCGGCCCGGGAUGACAGUGGUCCGCGCGCCCCUGCAGCAGGCCGGCACCCUGGGCAAGACCAUCCUCAGGACACCACUGGUGGUGCAGCAAGGUAUCAUCCAAGCCAGCCAGACGCAGCAGGUGGUGACGCAGAUCAUCCGCGGUCAGCCUGCGUCGACGGCCAUCACUAGCCCCAGCGCCGUGCAGACAAGCGCCGGCCAACGCCUCAUAAGCACCACCAGCCCUGCUCCCACCACCCCCUCCACCCCGCAGACGCCUCCAGGCCCCCGACCGCAGCAGGGCCAGGUCAAGCUCACCCUGGCCCAGCUCACGCAGCUCACACAGGGGGCGCAGAAGCCGCAAGGACCAGCUGUGGAGAGGCAGCAGGGAGGCACCCAGGGCCUCACCGUGGUCAUCCAGGGCCAGGGACAGACCACCGGCCAGCUGCAGGUCAUCCCCCAGGGUGUGACGGUCAUCCCAGGCCCCGGGCAGCAGCUCAUGCAGGCCGCCCUACCCAACGGGCAGCUACAGCGCUUCCUCUUCACCCCCCUGCCCCCGCCAGUGUCCUCGGGCAACGCCACGGUCACUGCCGUCACGGCCACCAGCACCACGCCAUCCGUGCUGGCAGGACCAGCGGAGCAGAGAGCCAUACAGGCCCAGCUCCCCAUGACAGCGCAGCCCCAGAUCCAGGCCCAGGCUCCAGCCUCUACUCAGCCCCAGUUGCAGGCCCCACUGCAGCCGGCCCUGCAAGCUGCCGCCCCCAUCCAGGCCAGCCCCGUGGCCCCGGGAAUCCCCGCCCCCACUAUAUCGCAAGUCCACCUCUCCCCGCAGACUCAGGCCCCCACUCCAGUGGCGGUCAAGCCGCUGCCUGCCACUAGUCAGGCAUCCGUGGUGGUGGCAGCCUCAGCACCUGCCCGCGCCCAACUGCAGCUCCACCAGCCCCAGCUGAUCGCCGUGCCCCAGCUGCAGCCGCAGGUGCUCUCCCAGAUCCAGUCGCACGUGGCGGCCCAGAUCCAGGCCCAGCCGGGCAGCAUGCCGCAGCAGAUCAAGCUGCAGCUGCCCAUCCAGAUCCAGCAGGGGGGGCAGGUGCAGGCGCACCAGAUCCAGAACGUGGUCACCAUCCAGACAGCCAGCGUGCAGGAGCAGCUGCAGAGGAUCCAGCAGCUCCGGGAGCAGCAGCAGCAGAAGAAAAAGCAGCAGCAGGAUGCCAAGCGUGAGCAGAACCUGCAGACCAUCAGCCAGAGUGACAUCAUCCAGAAACAGGUGGUGAUGAAGCAGAAUGCUGUCAUUGAGCACCUGAAGCAGAAGAAGACGCUGUCCCCAGCUGAGCGUGAGGAGAACCAGAGAAUGAUCGUGUGCAACCAGGUGAUGAAGUUCAUCCUGGACAAGAUCGACAAGGAUGAGAAGCAGGCCGCCAAGAAGCGGAAGCGGGAGGAGUCCGUGGAGCAGAAGCGCAGCAAGCAGAACGCCACGCGCCUGUCUGCGCUGCUCUUCAAGCACAAGGAGCAGCUGAAGGCGGAGAUCCUCAAGAAGAGGGCCCUGCUGGACAAAGAGCUGCAGCUGGAGGUCCAGGAGGAGCUGAAGAAGGACCUGAGCAAGCUGAGGAGGGAGAAGGAGAAGGCACAAGCAGCCGCCUCCCAGGCUGCUGCCGCCGCCGCUCAAGCCGCCGCCCAGGCCGCGGCUGCUCUCUCCUCCACAGUCUCCUCGCCGUCCACACACAAGCGCAAGCGCGACGAUGACAAGGACGCCACCUCGACCAAGGCCAAGAAGAAAAAGAUGAUCUCGACUACCUCAAAGGAUGCCAAGAAGGACACCAAACUCUACUGCAUCUGCAAGACGCCCUACGACGAGUCAAAGUUCUACAUCGGCUGUGACCUGUGCACAAACUGGUACCAUGGGGAGUGUGUGGGUAUCACGGAAAAGGAGGCCAAGAAGAUGGACGACUACAUCUGCAACGAGUGUAAGCGGGCACAGGAGGGCAGCACGGAGGAGCUCUACUGCAUCUGCCGGACGCCGUACGACGAAGCACAGUUCUACAUUGGUUGCGACCGCUGCCAGAACUGGUACCACGGCCGCUGCGUGGGCAUCCUGCAGAGCGAGGCGACGCACAUCGACGAGUACGUGUGUCCGCAGUGCCAGUCCACGGAAGACGCCAUGACCGUCCUGACGCCGCUCACCGACAAGGACUACGAGGGGUUAAGGAGAAUCCUCCGCUCCUUGCAGGCCCACAAAAUGGCAUGGCCCUUCCUUGAGCCAGUGGAUCCCAAUGACGCCCCCGAUUACUACGGUGUCAUUAAAGAGCCCAUGGACCUAGCUACAAUGGAGGACCGGUUGCAGAGACGGUUUUAUGUCAAGCUAACGGAGUUUGUGGCGGAUAUGACCAAAAUCUUCGACAACUGCCGCUACUACAACCCCAGUGACUCACCCUUCUACCAGUGCGCAGAAAUUCUCGAGUCCUUCUUUGUACAGAAGCUGAAAGCUUUCAAAGCAAGCAGAUUGUGAUGUCAUAAGUCUGACGUAGUAAGCUGGAGUCUGAACUGGAUGCUGGGGUCACUCUUUAAUAUUAAAAAAUCAUGGGACAUUGCGCUGUCACGAAACGGCGUCAAUUCUGUAUGACUGCGUAAGCAAAAAGAGAAAAAGCCCAUGUAUCCAAACCAUGACCUAUAAGUAGUUUUAAUAAAAGUUUUAAAAACGAAACUUCAGAGAGAUCCCCAGUGAUGAUCACACGAUGGCAGCCAUGUUGAAAAAAAGUUACCUGGAAAAAAAAUUAAGUGAAAUGAUACUGCAUUUCUCAUUUGUACUGUUGUGACAUUUCUAAAAUAACAGGAAUGGUAUAUAAAAAGCUGAGUUUACUCUUUAAAUAUGAUGGUUAUUCACAGACAAAGUGCUAAAAUAGGGUAGCUGGAUAUUAGAAAAUUGUAUAAUGUAUUUUUGUACAGUGUUUGCAGAAUUUGUUACAAGUUCAACAACAGUGUCGUAAACUAUGCCGCUUCGGUACUGGACAUUAGUAGCUGGUGGUUUGAGCUAAACGACUGGUAAAGCGUAAUUGACCUGUUUUUAUUGUGAAGCACUGAAGCAAGUAUAGUAGCUCAUCACUGCUCAGCCAAGUGAAGCUGUAGUUCUUAGCUGAGAUUUUAAAUGAACGUGAAAUUGUACGCUUUUAAAAUCCUUUUGUGAAGGGUUGUUUUUAUGUGAGGGAGUGAUUCCCCCUUAGCCGUGAUGCUGACAGGAAGGCCCUGGGUUUCCCCCCUCAGCACACUCACCAGCACUGUGUUGGCCGUUGUUAUAUGAAGAGCUUGUGUUACACCAACAUGGCUGCUAUUCAUUUUUUUAUGUCUCGUAUCAGACCCCCUGGCAUCCUGUGUAUGUGUCGUUUUUUGUUUUUUUUGUUUUGUUUUGUUUUGUUUUGUUUUUGGCGAUCCCUGUUGUAUUUGUCUGUUUUGUGAAAACAUUUAAUAAAAAAAAAGAAAGAAACUCAAGGGUACUCAACUGUUCCCUCUUUCUAUAUUCUGUAGGUCUCAUAACAACAAACUGCAGUCUUCAGCCUCUUAGAGUACACACCUCUUUGCCCUAAGCUCACAAACGGCGAGAAUCUGUUGUCUCUGAACGUUAUAUCCAAGGCGGAUCCAGGCUCCUCCUGCAGCUUUGGAACUGUCCACAUCCCUGGCCCAGAGACCCCUCCCCCUCCUGCAGCCCGGCAAAAGGAGGCCUCUCCCUUUUAAACCAGCAUUCCCUCCAGAAGUGCCCCCCCAGGCCCUUGCAGGGUCCACACCGCAUCCAGCUGUGCUGCAAAACUUCGGAGCAAGAGAGCGGAUCAGCCGUGGACAGCCAGGGGGGGCUUCAGUAUGGCUUCCCAGCCUGUCAUUUUUUUGGGGGGGGGAUUUUUCCUUUAUUGUGUUUUUUCCCCUCAUGAAGAAGAAUCCAGGAUAGCCAGUUGUCAUGCUUACUGGGGAACAGCCUGAGAACAGCUGGUUUCCAUUCACAUAUUGAGCCUUUUGUCACGACCAAGGUGUUUUGUGUUAAAUCAAACUUCACUGGACACUUUUUACUGUUUUUUUAAGCCCCUCCCUGUCCACUUUCUUUCCACAACUCUUGUAUUUGAAGGAUUGAGUAACAUUUCACAACAUUUUUUUUUUCCCCCCAUCCUCCCAAACUUUCCUGGUUCUUUGGUCCCUUGGAGCAGAAUGUUUUAUAACAGACAGCAGCAUUAAAAAAAAUAAAUAUAUAUAUACAUUUCUAUAAAAUCACCAUGUAGGACUGACGGACUCGAGGAGGAAGAGUUGUGUGUAUUUGAAGCUAUCCUGUUUGUAAAACUUUUGUCAGAUUUUCUUUUUUUAUUUUUAUUUUUUGUAUUCCAACUUACAAAACAUUGAUGUAUAAAACUUAAGCGGAUAAGACCAAGGUGUCUCCAUGUGUUCUUAAUUGAAGGUAUUGAUCCAACAAAUUCAUGAAACCUUUUCCAGGUCUUUUCCCAAAGAAACAAGGACAAUUGGAAAGGAUUAAAAUCAUAAAGGGCACUUUAGACCUAAAUGCAGUGUCAUUUCGGAUACGGCACAAUGCUGAACCUCCCCCACUGAAGCGUUUGGUGGCAUCAUGCAGCCAGCGGGUCUGAGGAACUCAGACGACUCUUUUUAUGACAGCUUUUAAUGCAAAGUGUUUUUUUUAACAUGUUGAACAUGUCAGUUUUAUCAAUGUUAAGCUUAUGCGUUUCAGGGUGUGGUGGUAAUUAAGCAUUUCGCUGCAGUUCCCAUGUUUUAUGGAGUGAGUGGGUAGAGUUCUUGUAGUCAAGUUGAAACUGGCUGGCUGGCACACCAUUUUGAUGCUGUUCACCAUUUUCACGAUGGGUGUCCCCUUUUGUUGCCAUUUGUUGCGAUUUUGUUUCCGAUUCGUAUUAGUGACUCUCUUAAUUGAUUUCCAAUGGCAGGUGGGGCACAAGUUCACCUGUUGGAGCUGUUUAACUCAAAUGAGAUUUGCAUUUAGGUGAAAUUGCCCUUUAUGUCAAAGAUGCUGCAUAUUGUAUGCAUAGUGAUUUGGGGGGGGGGAGGGGGCUGUAUAGAUUCUUUAAUGAGUUAUGUAAAGGAAAACAAACUGCACAUCUCCUCAUAACAUCGCAAUAUCUGUAUUAUUUAUUCAUAUCUAUGGAAUUUAAUUCAUUUUGACAAAUGUUUAGAAAAAAAAUAAUUGGAGGAAGAAUCCUUUCCUACCAGUAGGGAAUAGAUGCUAUCUAUGUUUUUAACAGAUUGUGGCAACUCAAAAGAGAUUCUUUUUUGUACCUGAUAGGACAUUUCAUCCUAGAUAAUAAAGUAAUGUUUUUGACAUCA